Messenger RNA from Lineus longissimus, 4233 nucleotides. Its product is annotated as 4'-phosphopantetheine phosphatase-like. Gene Ontology annotation, cellular component: nucleus; cytosol. NCBI's taxonomy places the organism in Eukaryota, Metazoa, Nemertea, Pilidiophora, Heteronemertea, Lineidae. Gene Ontology annotation, molecular function: ATP binding; pantothenate kinase activity. Bases 60 to 2399 code for a protein of 779 amino acids. Gene Ontology annotation, biological process: coenzyme A biosynthetic process. The transcript is spliced from 15 exons. The record is from RefSeq and is a predicted model, not a curated record.
ACAAGCCGAUUUAGCAGAAGGAAAUUUGUUUUCGCAAUAAAGUGCGAUUUUAUCCUAAAAUGGAUGGCUCUUAUGCCACCAGUAUAGAGUUGUCGCAGGGGGAAAUAUUCAGGAAUCUAAGAAAUGCUAAACGAUUUGCAGUUGAUAUUGGAGGUUCCCUGGCUAAGAUUGCCUAUCUCUCAACAGUUCGAAGACGAAUGUCCUUAGUGCUGGAUGAAACUACCAAGGAUGGAGACAAGGAUCACAUCUAUAAAGUUGCCGAGACGAGUCAGGCGGGCGACACACUCCACUUUGUGAAAUUUGAAACAAAGUACAUAGGGACGUGCCUGGACUUUAUUCUGAAGAAUCUGAUUGAGUCGCCAGAUGCCAUUGAGGGACCCGGGAAAGUGAUCAAGGCUACAGGGAGUGGUACAGUCAAGUACAUGGAUUUAUUGACCAGUAAACUGGAACUACAAGUGGACAAAGAAGAUGAAAUAGAAUGUCUGAUCAAAGGUUGUAACUUUCUCCUGAAGAAUAUCCCAGAUGAAGCGUUCCAUUACCAGCACAAGCAGCAGCCAGAAUUCAAGUUCCAGGUGACAGAUCCAAAUAUAUUCCCGUACCUGCUGGUGAAUAUUGGGUCAGGGGUCAGUAUAAUACAGGUCGAGUCUGAGAACCAGUACAAACGAGUUGGCGGAUCCUCAAUAGGGGGAGGCACAUUCUGGGGUUUAGGAACACUGCUAACAGGAGCUAAGGGUUUUGAUGAGCUCCUGUUACUUGCCGAGAAGGGUGACCACCGGAAUACCGAUAUCUUGGUGAAAGAUACGUGUAGUGCUGGUGGAGUUUACACAUCGCUGGGACUUCCCGAUGAUCUCAUUGCAAGCAGUUUUGGAAAAGCUGCCAAAUGUUGGGGGUCACCAGAUAAGCAAGCUUCCCCCUGUAUGCCAGAGGACAUCGUGAGAAGUCUCUUGAUUACGAUUAGCAACAACAUUGGCCAGAUCGCGUGCCUCCUAGCCGAUCAGUACAAGCUGGAGACGAUAUAUUUUGGUGGAUACUUCAUUCGAGGCCAUCCCAUGACUAUGCACACCAUCACACACGCUAUAAAUUAUUGGUCUGAGGGUCGAAUCCAUCCACUUUUUCUUCGACAUGAGGGGUAUCUAGGUGCUAUAGGAGCCUUCCUGAAGGGGGCGGAAGAUGAUGAUGACACCGAGUAUUCGUGGUCGGAGAAUUAUGCGGGUAGUUCAGGAUUACAGAGUCCAAAAUCGAAAACAUGUGAUAUGUUAUACUUAAGAGAUGGUGCUACGUUUGACAUGCUUCACCUUGAGAAAUUUGACAAGCCCCUUGUGAGUUGUCCUCUCCUCUUGGAUGCUGCCAGUUACUUCCCAGACACUGUGGACUUGAUGGGUGACGCUCCUGCCCGGCAGUACUGGUUAAAGUGCUUUGAGGAUGCCACAGAUCGGUUCAUGAACCAGGCAAUCAAAAGUGACAACAAUACAGAAAAUGCCAGACAGCGAGCGCAGCAAUUCAAGGAAAAAUAUAUUCAAAGACUGUAUGAGUUGCGAGAAAAUCCAUGUGCGUAUGGUUCCUUGACAGUCCGAUGUCUCCUCGACACAAGGGAACACUUCUUGAAGGAGUUCAACUUCAUUGAUCCAUACUCGCAACAAAAACAACUAGAGAACGAACACGCGUUAAAACUUUUCCAAACGAGGCUGGAUGAAUUAGAUGGACUUUCUUGGGAUGAUCGGCAGGUGGCGCUGGCGGAAGGCAUGCUAGCGGGAAACGUGUUUGACUGGGGUGCUAAGGAGAUCGUGAAGCGAUUGGAGGCUGGGGAGAAGUUUGGAUUUGCCGAGGCGAAAUCAGAGCUUCAGAGUCGUCCGUGGCUGUUUGAUGACUUUGAAGCAUGGUUGGAGCGUCUGCGAGGGCCUUGUCAUAAAUGUGCUGUGAUAUUCUGUGAUAAUAGUGGAUUUGAUAUCAUCCUUGGUAUCGUGCCUUUCGCCAUUGAACUUCUACAGAGAGGGACUAAGGUCCUGUUAUGUGCCAACUCAAAACCUGCCCUAAAUGAUGUCACUUCCUCGGAGCUAACAAUACUAAUGAAAAGAAUCUCCGACAUAUCUGAUCACGUUGCCGUGGCGAUCUCAUCUGGACAACUUAGGGUCAUGGAAUCAGGACAGGGUUCACCAUGCUUAGAUCUCAGAUACAUUGACUACGGCCUUAGUCAGAUGAUUCAAGACUGUGAAGCCGACCUUAUUGUAAUGGAGGGCAUGGGCCGAGCUGUACAUACAAACUUUGCAGCAAAAUUCAAGUGUGAAUCUUUGAAAGUGGCCGUGUUGAAAAAUAAGUGGCUUGCUGAGCGUUUAGGUGGAAAAAUGUACAGUGCCAUGUUCAAGUAUGAGAAGUCAUCGUACGUGACAUGCCGGAGCUGAUACACACCUGGUGGCAAUAGAAUUAUUUACAAGUAGCAGUGAUGUAGAUGUUAUCGAAACAAUAUGCAAUGAGUCACCAGUUUGGGAGUUGUUAAGAAAAUAUAAAAUCACACAGCUCAUGCUGAGAUGAGGUACAUGUAGCGCUCGUGGCCAGGAGUGAAUGGUCAUGCCCCAAUCGUAGGUCAUCUGUAGCUAGUACUCCUGCACUGCAUGGAACUUCCCUACUGGAAAAUGGUUUCUCCCAUCUGGAGUUGCCCCCUAAAGGUUGCGAUUGAAUUCAAUUUUUCACAUGUGACAUGUCACUGUUCACUUUUCAUGUGUGGCAUGAAGAAUGAACGAGUCAUUUCCAAGGAGCGGGCUACAUAGGAUUCACGAGGUCACUUUUCACCCUGACGUCAUGUUUUCAAACCUAAUUCAGUUUACUUGUGACAAGUAAAUCAUGACUAGUGACAAUGUAAACCCUAUGAACCAUAAAACUCCUAUAAGGCCUAUAAAGAGGUAACAAAAUAAAACAACUGCUUGAGUUUAUUGUAGUUGACAUGUCUUCUGUCAUGUUGUGUUUCAACGAGGGCAGGAUCACAGAUAUGUCUGGUAGCCUGUCAGAAAAUAUGACCAGGAGCAACUAGGAAUCAAAUAGAGUACAAGUUGUUGUGAUUAUCCAGAAUCAAAUUGAUUGGUAAGAAGUUUUGAGACAAUACAAAAUCUGUUUACCAAAAAAAGGUUUUGAGACAAUACGGAAUCAAAACAGUUUUUGAGAUGAUACUUAAUAAUCAAACAACAGCAUAGAAGCUGUUGAGAAGAUGUGAAAUCAAAUCGCUAAUAUUAUUAUUGAGAGGUUACAGAAUCAAAUGGCUGCACCAAAUAUAUCACCGAAUCAGUAUGUUUUCUUUCUGUUAAUACCCUACCACCGGACUGGAUGCUCUGAACAGGAAUGGAUCAAUGUAAAAUGUACCCAGUCUUCUCCUCAAGGCCAUUUGUCAGGGUGGCCCACCCUAUCUUGUCAGCUUACCACCCUACCUUGGAAGAGCCACCCUAUCUUGCUCUAGAACUUUGUAGAGGGUUCCUAUAGGGCCACCCUAUCUCAAAUUGCUGGCCACCCUACCUUGUGUCGCACACUGGAAAAACUUCUUGAAAAUCAAGGGUAUCACCCUACCUUGAGAAAACCCUGUGGAGAACACUGUGUACCUACAACAUAUUCUGUGCGAUUCGAUAUGGUCCUGUCAUAUUUAACUUAUUGUCACAAUUUGCACGAAAAAAGAAAUAUAUUUGGUGCUUUGUUGAUGUCAACAUCAUUUUCUUAUCCUUCAUCAAUAUUAUGUGGCUACUGAUGAAAAUCGGAAAUAAAAUCAUCGAAAUGAAACAAAAUGUCAGCAGCAAGUGAAAAUGCACCCCUCGAAAUGAAUUGCUGCAAAGCUAUUGUUCAUCAGCUUCACAGCUAUACCAUUAUCAACUACAGCUACUGUUUAGAUGUAAGAAUUAAAUUCAUAUCAUUCGGAAAAGUCAUUUCAUUCGUUUCAUUUCAUUUCGCAGAUUCGUUUCCUUUAAUUUCGUGUUUCAUCAGUAACCUCAUCAGACGGAGUGUUUUUAUAGUGCAAUGAUUGUUCAGUUUUCUAAAAUAUGUAAUGCAAGUUAUUGUAUGUUUUGACUGUUAAAGGUACCCUGGGCUGUUCUUAUUGUUCUCGUGAUAGUAACUAACAUGUAAGUAUUUUCCCACUUUGUUUAAUUCUGUUAAUUUAGUAUUUUGUAUUCUAUAAGGUAAGGCAAUCUAGCUAAUUAUUCUGACCAAUAUAAACAGGCCAGUCACAUAAAUAUUAUCAGUUGAAAAUAAAUGAAU